Molecule: messenger RNA, 216 nt
Organism: Dentiscutata erythropus
Lineage: Eukaryota; Fungi; Glomeromycota; Glomeromycetes; Diversisporales; Gigasporaceae
Source: the annotation of a GenBank genome assembly
UUAGUACGAAGUAGACAUAAAAAAUCUUUACCUUAUUUUGUAAAGUACACUUCGUCAUUUGUGCCAAAUAUGGCCUUUAUUCCAUUUAUGACCUUUAUCCCUUUUAAGGUCUUUAUUCCUUUUAUGGCAUUAGUGACAGAAAUGGAAUUACUUCCAUUAAUUCCAUUAAUGGCACUUCGGGGAUUAAUACCAUUUCGCUACGAAGUUCAACCUUAA